Molecule: messenger RNA, 201 nt
Organism: Orbilia oligospora ATCC 24927
Lineage: Eukaryota; Fungi; Ascomycota; Orbiliomycetes; Orbiliales; Orbiliaceae
Exons: 2
Coding region: 1-201 (66 amino acids)
Source: RefSeq, a predicted model, not a curated record
AUGCAAUUGACUACAGUCUUUGCCUUCAGCGUCGCCAUCUUGGGUAGCUUCGCCAUGGCUGCUCCAGCAGCCGACCCAGUUCCAGCCCCACUCGCUGAGCCAAUUCCAACCCGAAAAUGGAGGUGGAAGCCAUCCGGUCGCUGGAAGUCUGGAUACCGCGGCAACAAAUAUAGGGGAGGGAGGAGGCACUCGAAGGAGUAA